CACAGAACUUAAUGCAAAUACCUACGCAAUCCAAAACUCCCCAUUUACCGAACUAGAUUGGAGGCUUGGAGCACUCGGGUGGAAUCAAUUCCUUCCACCAACUUUUUCCUCCAUUAAGAUCAGUCAACUUGAAAUUUCCUUGUGAAACACAAUUCAUUCCUCAAUAUAAGGCAGACAUCAAUUUGAUCUAACAACUAAAUUCUGCUUAUGAGUAGAAUUGUGAGUGUAAACUAAGUCAAGAAUCAAGAUAGCAUUACAGAUAGGACCAGUGGGGAUUUCUCCAGAGUGUUCGUGAACUAAGAUGAUUGGGGAAUUACUAGAAACGGUGUGUGGAAAGAAUCCAGACGAGCCCAAAAAUAUCGAUAAUGGAAAGAAGAUCAAAGGCAGAGUAGUAUUGAUGAAAAAGAGUUUUAUGGACUCAACUGAUUUCUGGGCUUCGUUUCUUGAUCGAAUUUACACGCUCUUUCACAAAGGUGUUUCACUGCAGCUCAUCAGUGCUGUUCAUGGUGACUCUGCAAAUGGAUCAAAAGGGAAACUGGGAAAACCAGCAUUCUUGGAAAAUUGGAUCCCGAAUCUUAGAUCACUGACGGCCGAGGAUGAGGUCACAUUUGACGUUACAUUCCACUGGCAUGAGUCUAUAGGAGUUCCUGGUGCUUUUAUUAUCAGAAAUCGUCACCAUAGUCAGAUUUACAUCAAGACAGUCACCUUAGAAGAUGUUCCUGGACAAGGCCAGCUUCAUUUUGUCUGCAAUUCUUGGGUUUAUCCUGCUCGUCGUUACAAGUACGAUCGUGUCUUCUUCGCAAACAAGACAUACCUGCCAUGUGAUACACCAGAACCACUGCGCCUGUAUAGGGAAGAAGAGCUCAUCAAUCUUCGUGGUGACCGGUCGGGCAUGCUUAAAGAAUGGGACAGAGUAUAUGACUAUGCACUCUACAAUGACCUGGGAAGUCCUGAAAAGGGAUCAGACCAUGCACGCCCUGUGCUUGGUGGAUCAGAGGACUACCCGUACCCACGUAGAGGAAGAACUGGUCGUCCACCAAAUAAAGAUGAUAGUAAGUCAGAAAGCCGAUUGCCUCUCCUAAGUUUGAACAUUUAUGUUCCACGAGAUGAGAAGUUCAACCAAGUGAAGUUCUCAGAUUUCUUAGCUUAUGCUAUUAAAUCUGUAGGUCAGGUAUUGGUUCCAGAGAUAAAAUCCAUAUUUGACAAAACAUUGGACGAGUUCGAUACAUUCCAAGAUGUACUUAACCUGUAUGAAGGUGGGGUUAAGCUACCUGACGGCCACAAUCUUACUGAACUUAGAAAAUGCGUCCCGUGGGAGUUUUUCAGAGAACUUCUUCGUUCAGAUGGUGAGAGAUUCCUAAAAUUCCCGGUGCCUGAUGUUAUCAAAGAGGAUAAGACUGCAUGGAGAACAGACAUAGAGUUUGGACGAGAAAUGCUAGCCGGAUUGAAUCCUGUUGUUAUUCGACGCCUAGAGGAGUUUCCCCCAACUAGUAAGCUAGACCCUGAAAAAUAUGGCAACCAAAACAGUUCAUUCACAAGGGAGCACAUCGAGACGAACAUGAAUGGGCUUACAAUAUCUGAGGCAAUUGAGCAGAAUAAGCUGUUCAUACUGGAUCACCAUGAUGCACUUAUUCCAUACCUAGAACGGAUAAACAAGGACACAAACACAAGGACAUAUGCUAGUCGAACUCUCCUUUUACUACAAGAUGAUGGGACAUUGAAGCCGCUGGCAAUUGAAUUGAGCUUACCGAAUUUCCAGAAUAAAGAAAAUAGUGCCAUUAGUCGAGUAAUUACUCCCGCUGAGCAUGGAAUCGAAGGUUCAAUUUGGCAGCUGGCUAAAGCUUAUGCUGCUGUAAAUGAUUCGGGAUAUCAUCAUCUGAUUAGCCAUUGGUUGAACACCCAUGCAGUGAUAGAGCCAUUUAUAAUUGCAACGAACAGACAAUUGAGCGUGCUUCAUCCAAUAUACAAGCUUCUGCACCCUCAUUUCCGUGAUACGAUGUACAUAAAUGCUUUGGCUCGACAGAUCCUCAUAAGUGCACGUGGGAUACUCGAGAGCACAGUCUACCCAAGAAAAUAUUCGAUGGAAAUGACUUCUGUCAUCUAUAAGAACUGGAACUUCACUGAGCAGGCACUCCCUGCAGAUCUUCUCAAAAGAGGAGUGGCAGUUCCUGAUCCAAGCCAACCCAACGGCCUCAAACUCCUAAUAGAAGAUUAUCCUUAUGCAGUCGAUGGGCUUGAAAUUUGGUCGGCUAUUAAAGAUUGGGUUGAAGAGUAUUGCUUAUUCUAUUACCGCUCAGAUGACAUCGUUCAAGGCGAUUCUGAACUCCAAUCCUGGUGGAAGGAGCUUCGUGAAGAAGGCCAUGGUGACUUGAAAGAUAAACCGUGGUGGCCUAACAUGCAGACAAGAGAUGAUCUCAUUGAGACAUGCACAAUCAUCAUUUGGGUGGCCUCCGCUCUUCAUGCUGCAGUCAAUUUUGGACAAUAUUCUUAUGCUGGCUACCUUCUAAAUCGACCAACUAUCAGCCGUCGAUUAUUGCCUGAACAGGGCACUCCCGAGUAUGCCGAGCUCGAGUCAGACCCCGAACUGGCCCUCCUGAAAACAAUUACAGCCCAGUUCCAAACACUUCUUGGCAUUUCUCUAAUAGAAGUACUAUCCCGGCAUUCCACAGAUGAAAUUUAUCUAGGACAGAGAGACACUCCCGAAUGGACAUCAGAUACAACACCAAAACGGGCAUUUACGAGGUUUAGUACCAAACUGGUGAAUAUUGAACAAAGGAUAGCGUUGAGGAACGCUGACAAGAGAUUGAAAAAUCGAUGGUUAUUGAAAAUAGAAGAAUUGCAGAAAAUAUAUUCCCUAAACUAUCAUGGUAUCAGAGCCACGGGAAUCCGAUCACUAGACCAAUCUGUAUCAGCACCGGCUGAAUUUCCAAUUUCUCCUAGCCGGCUCCAAUACGCACAGAAAAUCAAGAGGAGACAGAAGCUGCCAACGGCUGUCAUAAUAUAUAUAUACACACAUACACAAGGCAGUUGGGGAAAGGAGGAGAAUAAAGGGGCUGCCUGGGAUUUAAGAAAAAAGUCAAGAAUUGAGGCUGCCCUUGGAGUUUGGGCAGAUUAG
Molecule: messenger RNA, 3115 nt
Organism: Olea europaea var. sylvestris
Lineage: Eukaryota; Viridiplantae; Streptophyta; Magnoliopsida; Lamiales; Oleaceae
Product: probable linoleate 9S-lipoxygenase 5
Exons: 10
Coding region: 302-3115 (937 amino acids)
Biological process (GO): lipid oxidation
Molecular function (GO): oxidoreductase activity, acting on single donors with incorporation of molecular oxygen, incorporation of two atoms of oxygen; metal ion binding; protein binding
Source: RefSeq, a predicted model, not a curated record